AUGUCUAUGAUCAGCAAGGAGGUGUUGCGCGAGAACCAGGACUUCAAAUUGGGUAAGCCAGCAGAUUACAGGCACUACUUGGUGAUCUCGAUCGGGACGGGAACGGCGACGAUGGCGGAGAAGUACACCGCACCGGCAUGCGCGAAAUGGGGUGUACUCCGGUGGCUCUACGACAGCGGCUUCACCCCACUCAUCGACAUCUUCAGCCAUGCAAGUGCAGACAUGGUCGACAUCCAUGCCUCCGACGAUUCGCUGGUGGGGCACACGUCGUCGGUGGAUAUCGCGACGGAGGAGAACAUGGAGGCACUGAUCGGGAUCGGCAAGGACCUUCUGAAGAAGCCAGUGGCGAGGGUGAACAUAGACACUGGAGUACACGAGCCCGUCGAUGGCGAGGGCACCAACGAGGAGGCACUCGCUCGCUUCGCUAAGAAGCUCUCAGAGGAGAGAAGGCUACGCAGAAACAGCCUCAGUUCCUCUUGA
Messenger RNA from Oryza sativa Japonica Group (Japanese rice), 480 nucleotides. RefSeq names its product patatin-like protein 3. The record is from RefSeq and is a predicted model, not a curated record. Lineage: Eukaryota; Viridiplantae; Streptophyta; Magnoliopsida; Poales; Poaceae. Gene Ontology annotation, molecular function: glycerophospholipase activity; monoacylglycerol lipase activity.